CCCGACAAUAUCAUGUCGCUUUCUGUUUUCGUACUUUGGUUGUUUAUUGGUAAGGCACACGCCUUUACAACGGUCGACACUCAAACGAAACAAUUCCUAGAUGAAUCGGGUCGUGCAAGAAUAUUCCAUGGAGUUAAUGUUGUUUACAAAAAGGCACCAUAUUACCCUCCACUAGCAAACUUUGAUCCUCAGUUGUCUUUCGGAGAUGAAGAUGUGAAGUUUCUAAAGGAGCAUGGAUUCACUAUGGUUCGAUUGUAUGUCUCAUGGCAAGGAUUAGAGACACAGAAGGAUAAGUACAACUCAACAUAUCUAGAUAUCAUUGAGUCUCUUGUAAACAAACUGGGAUCAAAUGGAAUUUACAGUCUCUUGGACUGCCAUCAAGAUGUAAUGUCACGCAAGUUUUGUGGAGAGGGAUUUCCAGACUAUGCCGUGUUGUAUCACAAUCGUAGCAAGAAAUCUUUGCCAUUUCCGAUGUUGAUACCAUCGUUGAUACCAUAUGAAGUUGAUCCAAAAACUGGCUAUCCCUAUCCAAACGAAUGCAAGAAGCAUCCAUUCUUCUCGUAUUAUCUCAGUGAUGCCAGCUGCAAAGCCUGGCAGAGCCUGUUUGAGAAUGAGCAGAACAUACAACAUAGGUUUGGUCUUUUCUGGGAACGAGUUGCUCAAAAGUUUGCCGACAACCCAUACAUUUUAGGGUAUGAACUGUUGAACGAGCCAUGGUGUGGAGACAUAUAUGAAAACCUUAAGCAGUUGGAUCCAGCUUAUACUGAUUUAACAUUCUUGGCUCCGAUGUAUGAAAUGCUGCAUACAAGAAUACGAAAACACGACGACAAACAUAUCAUUUUCUUCGAGCCGGUUGCCAAUGGAGUGACAUUUCUUCCAGUCAAGGAGAUAGCAGAAGGUGGGUUUAAGCAAGGACCAGGAGGACCAGCCUAUAAUAACAGGCAGGUGUACUCAUUUCAUGUUUAUUGCCCUUUGCUGAAGAUCAAAGAAAUAGAUCCUACUGCAGUCUGCCACUUCCUAGACCAAAAGACAAUCAACAUCCGGCUGGACGAUAUGAAAACAAUGCAAACAGCAGGAUUCGUAACCGAAUGGGGAGCCUACAAAAAUUUUGAACCAAAUUCAACAAGCUCAAGAGAGGCAAACUACCUGAAGACACUCUAUGAUAGUAACCUCCUUUCGUGGACCUACUGGCAAUACAAACGCUACAAUGACGUCAGUACAACACAACAUGGUGACGAAGGGUUUUGGGACAUAAACGGUCACCUUCAAGAGACCAAAGUCAGGACACUGUCCUACCCCUAUGCUACAGCAGUUGCUGGUCACUACAUCAGCAUGUCAUAUGAUGAAGGCAAUGGGACAUUCAAUUUGGUGUACAAAGCAGCAACUGCAGUUCAUGAGCCAUCGAUGAUAUUCCUUAGUGAAAAGUAUUAUUAUCCUCGUGGAUAUAACGCAAGUGUUGUGCCUGAGAAGGCAGCUGAUUUGCAUUACGAGUUUCCAUUCUUGAAAGUUUAUCACACUAAGCUUGUAAAGGAUGGAGAGCAAAUUCACGUUAUUGUUGAACACAAGGAGUGACCAGUACUGCACUACUAGCUUCUGUCUCUACCUGCUACAUACUCUAUGUUACUAAGCAAUAGUGUCUAGCUUUGUAAGACAGUAAGAGCUGCUAUUGUUUUUCUCCACUUAUGUUUCAUUAUGUGAAGCCGAACGACGACCGUAAAAUCUGCUGUAGUAAAUGAGUUUAAACUGUCGUAUACCUUCAGGUUUGCAGAUUAUUGCUUUGCAUACAAUCAGCCAUUAAUUGCUUAUCAGAUAAUAAUCAUUAUUAAGUGGACAAACUGACGUCAGCAAAUUGUAUGAAACAAGCUCGCGCUAUUGAGAGUU
Messenger RNA from Corticium candelabrum, 1881 nucleotides. Its product is annotated as endoglycoceramidase-like. The record is from RefSeq and is a predicted model, not a curated record. The coding region runs from base 13 to 1572 and encodes 519 amino acids. NCBI's taxonomy places the organism in Eukaryota, Metazoa, Porifera, Homoscleromorpha, Homosclerophorida, Plakinidae. The transcript has 18 exons. Gene Ontology annotation, molecular function: hydrolase activity, hydrolyzing O-glycosyl compounds.